UCGAUAGAAAUGAGAAUUUAUAUGGCGGGUUAAUAAAGAGAAUGGAAAUAGAGAAGUUAGUCAUUUGCGGUUGUUUAAGUUGAGAAUCAAAUAACAACGAGCUACUGAUAUUGUUAGAUUUUUUUGUAGCGUAUGCGUUAUCAUGCAACAUGAGCCAUUUUUCCUAUACAUAUACAAAAUAAGAUACAUACAACGCAGCUCGAAUAUGUAUCUAUCAACAAUCUUCCCCAAAUUAACGCGGCUCUCGACAAAUAUCAAUGACGACUAGCCGAGAAUGACUUCGUAAAUAAGUCUACGAGUUGUUAUUCAUAAGAGACGUAAUGUAGCUUAAUGACACUAUCGCAAACCACAUCACAAAUGGAGAUGAGAUAGCAUGCCUACCCCUAAAAAGGUUGGAAAAAUGUCACCCUCUAUUAAUUAUAGGUUCUUAAGGUAAUUAAUUUGUGUUGCAUUUAAUAAUCUGUAUGAAUUAAAAACACAUAUUAGUUACUUUCCUUUUUCAGUGCACUGGUAGUUGUAUCAGUGCAGUGGUAUUAGUGAACAGGUGCAAUGGUAGAUGUAUCAGUGCAAUGGUAGUUCCAAAAUAAUAACGUAAUUAAUAUGAGUUAAGUAUACAAGUGCAAUGGAAGUUGUAUCGGUGUAAUGGUAGUUAAAAAAAAGGAAUGUAAUUAAGAUGAUUUUUUUAAUUUCCAAAGAUUAUUAAAUGCAACACGAAUUUAAUACAAAAAUUAACUAUAAUUAAUAGGGGUGUCAUUUUCCAACCCCUUAGAAGAGUUAGCAUGCUAACCGAUCCCUCACAAAUGUAUUACAUAUGUCUUUUCUGUAUCCAAAUCAUCUUUGAGUACGUGUGUUUAACUUUGAAAAGAACAAAUAACACAAAAAGACAUAAAAUGAAUCUAAAACACGACCUCGGUCUAUUAUAAGUACAUUGAUCAAAUAAUUAUGAUUUUCACAUGAACAUAGUAUUUUGUAUUAAAGAUGCAUCAAUUAGAAAGAAAAAUGUGUCAAAUAUAGGAAUAAUAAACACAAUAAUCUGAGUGUCAUCAAAUCUCCUCCUAGAGUUUUCUUAGACUUGCUUCGAUUGAUACAGGCAACAUAUGAGUUAUUUGAUUCUUGUAAGAUUUGUUCAUAUCUUGUGUCAUGGCGUUUACCAAAUCUAUUAGGCUACAGUGACCCUACGAAUUCCUCCCUUGAGUAUCAUACACAAUCCAAUCGAUUGAUGACCGAUUGUGAAGGACGACCAUGGCAGUCACAUCCAUCACAAAGUCAUAUUUGAAUUAUAUAUCUUAUGAGCAGUAGCUUCGUGUUGGGCGUGCAAUUAUAUUGACAAUAAACCAUAUUGAGAAAGCAAACGCAUAAACAAAGAACUCAAAUACUCAUAUAUAAUCAAGAAUAAAUAGUUACAAAGUCUAGAGAACAUCCAGGGUUCGAAAACCUACACAACUAACGAACUAGCCGCUCAUGAAGCCCAGAUUUUGGGAGAACACCAGUCAAAAGCUAGAUAACCAAAUCUUAAGAAAAUCUGCGACUAUAUGGAAAAUUGGAAAAUUGAUGCGGUCGAUCCUUUAGGUAUAUCUCCAACUUAGCCUCCAAAUCUGGCUCUCUCGAAUCUGGGUUGAUCUGGGACUCUCCAAAAUUGGCUUAUAGUCCUCCAAUUUGGGAUUGAGCCGACUAGUUCCAUACCAAAUUUUGGGAUUCACUCCAAUCUCCGUGUAUGACUUCCAGCAGUCGGGUGUUGAUGUCUCCCACUCAUAAAUUGCGGUGCACUGGAUAUACUUUGGCUUGAAAACACAUAAAAACUAUAAACAAUGCAUCAAAAUAAUAAAAGUAAUCAUAGGAGCUACUAAACAUACAUUUGAGUGAUUACCAAGCAAUUCCAAACUAUUAUGUCACCAAAUAUAUGAAACUAUGCAAAACUUCCAUAAAAUAAGGGUAAAACAUAGUACUUUUUACGUGUCAUAAGGUGAUUUAGCAUUACCCUAGGCGGAGUUUCAUAUCAUACCCAAAGCAAUAUUCAUAAAUCAAUCAACACAUGGGCGUAGUUCUCCACAAGUUGGCGGCCCGAGUUCUCCCCAAGUUGCCUGCCCUAGUUCCACCCAAACUCCCCACCAAGGCUCGUACUACGAUCCCCACUCGACCUACCAUCAAACCCCUCCGAGUCCCACUCCGAUCUCAUACAACGAUCCCCGCCAUGGAGCAUACUACGAUUACCGCCCGAUCUACCCCCCAUCUCCCCGCCAAGGAGGUUACUAUGAUUACCGCCCGGUCUACCCCCCAUCUCCUCGCCAUACAUCAUCGGGUACUUGGCAUGAUGGUUCCUCGGCGACGGCGCACCACGAUUUUACGCCAUGGACUCGCCCUCAUCAGCAGUGGCCUCCUACUACUCACCGUACUUCCGUGGAUGUCCCCCGCUCGACCCCGGAAGUGCCGAUUCCCCGCCGACACAGCACCGACGAGCGCCAAACUACCUUGGCCCGAGUUCGAAACUUGCCACCGCCGCCACCGAUUGUUACUCCCGUCGGUCGUCGUACAAGGAGCAAGAAAACCGUGGGUUCCGGUGAAGCUCGUGGACUUCCUUGAGUUAUAUUUGAGAGUUGAAUUUAAUUUCUAUGUAAUUUGAACUAUUCCUAUUAUCUUAGUUUAUCGAAUUGAUUGUUGUUUCAAUUUGGUUUUAUUUCUAUCCCCUUGGAACUAUGCCUUUUAUCUUUAUGUAAUCCCAAUUAGUUCAAUCAACAAUACAGUGGAGAUCAGAGAUUGGAUUGAAAAUUCUGGGUUCUAACCCAACUUCGAGCCAAUGAACGAUAAAAUCAACAAUACACAAUACACAUUUCGUUCAAUCAACAAUACACAUUUAAUUGCAAAGUAAGAGUCUCAACUAGCUUGAAAAAAAAAUGAUAAAAGCAAACUAUGUCGCAUUAGCUGAUUCCGGCACAUCAGGACCCGGAUUUUGCGGACCAAUCGGGCCUGGACAUCUUCGUUUAUCAUGUCCCGGACCAACGGUAUACCGGUUACCGUCGGUUAACGGUUCGGUUUCCGGUUAUACCGUUAACCGGAUACCGGAUUACCAGCCCUACUUGUGAGUAGCUAAUGGUGAUUAAUUUGGUGUUCGCGGGUGGGUAAAGUUGCUGAGUCACGGUUAUCUUUGCCUAAUACAUUACAUGAGCCUAAGUUGGUUCCCAACUUAGUUUCUGUCGGGCAACUUACUGAGCAGGGUUGUUCUGUUUUGUUUACACCGUCUGGGUGUUCUAUACAUGAUUUCAAGACGGGAAGGCAGAUCAGAAAGGGGGAUAAACACUUGAGGAUCUUUCAUCUGGAGGAACUUCGUGAGUCUUCAGAGUCGUCGUUCGUCGGUAGUCAUUCAAAUAGGUCUGUUAGUAGUCCAUCUCCAUUUUCCUCUUCUUGUUUUUCGAGUCAAUCAAACAGUGUAUGGGAUCUUUGGCAUCCUAAGUUAGCACACCCUUAUUUGGAUCACCUUGUAAAGAUGUUUUGACAAUCAUUACUUUGGAAAAAUAAUGUUGAUUUUUCUACACAUCAUUCAUGUACUAGUUGUGUUGAAGCCAAAACUACCGGCAUUUCUUUGCCCUCCAGUACUAUUGCUAUUACAAAGCCUUUUCAUGCCAUUCAUAUUGAUUUUGGGGUCCUGCACCUACUCUAUCUCGCCAUGGGUACCGAUAUUUUGCUCUUUUCAUUGAUCAUGCCCAUGGUUCAAAAAGGCACGCUUAACCUUAUGAUUAGGCACGUCUAGGCGCAAGGCAAUGACAAAAUGCCUCGCCUAGGAGUUCCACACCUACUUAGAUACUGGAAUACAUCAAUGGAGUAAGG
This is a messenger RNA of Linum trigynum, 3822 nucleotides long. The record is from the annotation of a GenBank genome assembly. Lineage: Eukaryota; Viridiplantae; Streptophyta; Magnoliopsida; Malpighiales; Linaceae.